Messenger RNA from Scutellospora calospora, 241 nucleotides. The record is from the annotation of a GenBank genome assembly. NCBI's taxonomy places the organism in Eukaryota, Fungi, Glomeromycota, Glomeromycetes, Diversisporales, Gigasporaceae.
AUGAAUUCGGUCUUACGUGAAAUAUCAUCAUGGAAAGAUACUUUUGUUGAUGAUGUUAGUGAAUUAAGUAAUGAACAAUUAGAAAUUCGAAAAUCGUUUGAAGCUGCUGAUAAAUUUAUUCCUGAAAUUGCUGCAAAUGCAUAUUCAAAUACUCAUCCAAAAAGUGCUUGGAAGAGCAAAUAUUUAAUACUUCCGAGGAUUCCAGAUUCUCAAAAUGAAGAUCUAGAUGAUAUUAUAUUAU